Molecule: messenger RNA, 1041 nt
Organism: Phytomonas sp. EM1
Lineage: Eukaryota; Euglenozoa; Kinetoplastea; Trypanosomatida; Trypanosomatidae
Source: the annotation of a GenBank genome assembly
AUGGUGGAUAUGACAAAGCGAGAGCGCACAGGAUCUCUUGAUCGAGAUGAGAACGCUUCCACACCCACUUCUGUAUCUUCCGAAUCGGUUCAAAACAUGUCGGAUAUUAGAGAGCACCGCCCCACCGUGAGUGGGGGUGCGCCUAGCUCUCAGGAGCUUGACGUGAGCGAUAUCAACUUAUCCGUGGACUUGAUGGAUCAGGAUGAGAACUCAGGCCUCGAGAGGGAGUUGGAGCACCUCGGCGUGGACGAUGACUUGAAGGCAUCAAUACGCACGAUGACGCCGAAUACGCAGCGGGAGAUUAUCAACGAUAUUGUGCGCACCCGCCAGGUCCCCCCGCUAAUCUUGGGAGGGGCCCAGAUGGAGAGCCCCUUCGAGCCGACGCCGCCGCGGGAUUCACAGGGCCCUGGGAGCGUGCGCAUGGACUUCACCACCGGCGUCCUGCGCAACGCGAUUGAGAUGUACGACCUGAUCGGUCCCAUCCUCACGAGGUUCGACGGCGCGAACGCGGAGGAGGGGGAGGAGGCACCGCCCUCGGGCUCCGGCUUCGUGUGGGAUAGCCGCCAGAUGUCGAUGCUGUUAUCCCGGAUGCCGAUCUUCCAGGAGGUGCAGCAGCUGCUGACGAUGCAGCACAUGGGCCUGGAUCGGGAUAUCGACGACAUGAGCUAUGAGGAGCUGCUUGCCCUUGAGGAGCGCAUCGGUAACGUCAGUAAGGGUGUGAGCUCGGAUAAGGAGAUGAUCUCGUGCAUGCGGCGACUGUCAAGACCGCCCACCGAGGGGAGCUGCGUGAUCUGCUUGGAUGCUUUUAAGGGUGAGGAGCCGGAGGAGCCUGCCCCUUCAGACGGGGGCCACAGCCGAGAGGAUGGCGCAUCGGAGAGGAAGAACGACGGCGGCGCCUCACCGGUGGUGCCACGCCCGUGUGUUUGCAUGAAAAAUUGUGGGCAUAUUUUUCAUCUAAAUUGCAUUAAGCAGUGGCUUCAAAUGGACAAGCGAUGCCCAGUGUGCAAUCAAGAGGUUAUUAUUGCCUCAUCUGAGUCUUGA